Messenger RNA from Exophiala bonariae, 978 nucleotides. RefSeq lists its product as uncharacterized. Gene Ontology annotation, biological process: deadenylation-independent decapping of nuclear-transcribed mRNA; deadenylation-dependent decapping of nuclear-transcribed mRNA; positive regulation of catalytic activity. Gene Ontology annotation, molecular function: enzyme activator activity; mRNA binding. The transcript has a single exon. Lineage: Eukaryota; Fungi; Ascomycota; Eurotiomycetes; Chaetothyriales; Herpotrichiellaceae. The record is from RefSeq and is a predicted model, not a curated record. Gene Ontology annotation, cellular component: P-body. Bases 1 to 978 code for a protein of 325 amino acids.
AUGGCCCAGCAUGUCCACCGCAGAUCGGGAAAUGCUCGACGUCAGCAGUCAGUCGACUUUCCUCGUUAUCCUCCCAUGAAUUCCACAACUCAGACUCAACCAUCCAUGCCUGCUCCCACCCCUAUACAGCCUCCCCCAAACAUACUUUCCUCCGACUAUGAAUCAGACUAUCAAGGCUAUCAAUCAGAUUACCCGACCAGGCCUCCUCCCCCUGAUCGCACCAAUGAAGAGCUGAAUCUUUCAGUACUCAAGCGUCACAAUCCACAAAUAACAGCCAUUCUUUCAAUAGCUCCCUAUGCUGUGGUUUACGAAUUCACCCCUGCACCAGAACCUCAAUGGACAAAGACGGGGGUGGAAGGGUCUUUAUUCAUCUGUGAACUUGCCCCAGGACCUUAUGGUGAAGACAGAUAUUCCGCCAUUGUUCUGAACAGACGUGGUCUGGAUAACUUCGACGCAGAACUGAGGGAGGGGGAAAAUGCUGGCGUUGAAAUCACUGGAGAGUAUGUGAUUCUCAGCUUCAAAGAGGGCCUUCAGCAGAAGAUCUAUGGUGUUUACAUCUUCCACGAUGGUCCUGGAACAUCAACAGAAAACGCCCAAUUACACAAUGGUGACCUGAUGAAGAAACUUGCAGACCAUGCUGGUGCUAGUAAGCAUGCUGCUGAAGCAGCCGCCGCUGCAGCACUGGCCGAUCACACCAAUGGACAUAUGCAAGAAGCCGAGGCCAGUAUAACAAAUCAGUCUGCCAAUGCACCUUCUGCUGCUGGUCAACAAAUCACUCUUCAACAGCUAUUUGGUCAACAGAGAGCAGCAGACUCGGCUUGGAGUGUAAGAGCACAUGAUUAUAGUCAGGCUCCUCCUUCAGAAGGACAAACUGCUUUGGCAGAUUUGUUCCGAAAGGGGACCACUUCUCAAACGGCGCCUCAGCAACCAGAUGUCCUGGGAGACCUCUUUCGUCGAGCUGGAUUGGGCACGACGUGA